Messenger RNA from Penaeus monodon (black tiger shrimp), 2585 nucleotides. RefSeq names its product U-scoloptoxin(01)-Er1a-like. Gene Ontology annotation, cellular component: extracellular region. Bases 879 to 1169 code for a protein of 96 amino acids. Lineage: Eukaryota; Metazoa; Arthropoda; Malacostraca; Decapoda; Penaeidae. Gene Ontology annotation, molecular function: chitin binding. The record is from RefSeq and is a predicted model, not a curated record. The transcript has 5 exons.
GAAAGUAGGAAGGUAUAUAAGGGAGGCUGUGGGUUACCAGUCAACUACUACUCAACUACACACCACUGUGACCACGUGUUCUUGAUAAAGGCCCAGCAGAGCUCCCUCCACCGCCGCCAUGCUGAGACAACUCGCCGUCAUCUCCCUUGUGUCAAUCGGUACAGAGUGCUGGCCCCACUCACGCGAGACUCACGGAACGGGACGAGACGCUCCGGAAUGGUCGGAAUGGACCGGACCAGACGUGGACAAGCUGGGACGGAACGGAACGACCUUACCGCCAUUUUAGCUGGACAGACCACCAUUGACUCCCACGAGAGAGGACUAUUCCUAUUACAAAAGCAGAUAUAUAAUAGACACGUGCAACAAUACGUACAUAUGCAAACACAUGCACACACACGCGCGCGCACCAGACACGCACACACACGCGCCCCAUCAAUAUGCUUACAUACAAAUAUACAUACAAAAUUCAAACAAAAAUAAGCCCUGUUCCUUUGUGUUGAUUUUUUUAUUCUUUAUUCUAUAUAUUCUUGCUUUGACCCUGCUGACAAGAAUGACCGGGAGACCAAGUGCAUGCAGUCACACUGAAAUGUACUAACCCAAAAUCACAGACUAUCAGAAUAUUUAAAAUCAGAUCAUUAACUAUUCUGCAACGUUCAUCAUCGUCUAAUCUUAAAGCUUAAAAAUGUUACAAUCUGAAAUGUUGUUGGACUUUCAGGCCAUUCUUGAAUUGUGCUUUAGGCUGCUGAUGUCACAUAUAAAAUCUAAACCCAUAAACAAUUUAAACCUGAAUUCUAAGAAGGUGAUUUUCCCAUUGUGCCGGACCAAAGCUCACACUUUUUCCUUUUCUUUUUUCUACAGCCGUGACCCUGGUGUACUCCAUGCCAUCCUUGCAUCGUUCCAAGCGGUGGGAGGAAUUCCCCAAUGUCACCUUCACGUUCGACUGCACGGACCGGCCCGUAGGCUUCUACGCCGACCAGGAGUUCAACUGCCAGCUCUUCCACAUGUGUGACGAGGACGGCCGCCGCAUCCCCUACAUGUGCGCCAACGACACCGCCUUCAACCAGGAGUUCCGCAUCUGCGACUGGCAGUACAACUUCGACUGCUCUCAGGCCCAAAACUGGUUCUACCUCAACGAGCUGACCUACGUGACCGAUCCUCCCAAGUUCUAAAUGAUCACCGGAGCGUUGUUUCUUCUCCCUUCUUGACUGUGAUGACCCCGACGACCUGACAUGUGCUGCCUGUAACCCAGGUUGAAGGACCGCACUGGACUCCCUUAGAACUUCUCGCGCAAGGAGUUCUCUGGGAGUCUUAAGAUCUCUGUUUUAAGAGUCCACGAGAAUAACGUAAUUAUGGAGUUGUACCUGGGUUAACUCAACACGUCACCUGAGGGUGUAUUGAGGGGAUUCCCUCUCUUAGUUAUUUUCUUUAUUAGUGUCCCCUGGGUUACUGAGUGCCGGCACUCCGCCUGUACAUAAGUGGCUCCCUGGCACUGGUGCAACACUCUCCUGGGAGCCUCCCCAUCCCGGAUCUCCGAGACGUGGCGGAGCUGCAAAUAAAAUCACGAAACCUUCAGAGGUUUUGGGCAAAGUUUAAGGGAAAAUCUUUCUGUAUUGUUAAUUGGCUAGUUGAAUACGGCGAUAUCAACAUGAAUUCAUUUUCUGACAAUACAUCAAAAUUAAGAGCAAAGUGCCAGUCCUCCGAGGCCCUCGCUGGCUGGGGACUCUCUAAGGACGAGGCCGAGAAGAACCGCGAUGACUCCGAGAUCCGGACACUGCAAGAGCUGGUCUCUGCGUGCCGCCAGACCUCCAUGUGUACAGAGCCACCCACUAUGUAGUCCUUAGAGCAAGAUCAGUGUUCACCGUAGUUUGAAAGAGAUCUAUUAUUGUAUUUCAAUUGUAAUCAGAGGUAAAUGUUGAAUUAAUUCAUUCAGAUUCAUGAACAGAUUCAUUGAGGAAAAAAGUUUAAUUACAGGUGCAAAUUGGGGUGAUGAAAUGGAACAUAUAAACCCGAAAACAAUUGCUACAACUACCCAUCUUCUCAUGUCAAAAUUAUAACCAUCUACUAUAAUAAUGUUUAUUUCUGAGAUGAUUUUUAGAUUUUGAUAAUGCAAAAUAUAUGUAUCUUUAUCAUUUCUGUUGUAACUCCCUCUUUCUUGUUUACUGAUAUUCCAUAUUUACCUUUAGUUUGAUUUGAUGAUAUCCUUGGUUAUGCUUGUGAUGACUGGAGAAUGAAGAGAAAUAAUUGGUAAUUCCCAAUGUAUCUUACAAUUUAGGUUUCACAAUACCUGCCCCGUCUCUUCUUGAGUACGUAAAUAAAGUCUUAUAAGAUUAUCCACCCAAAGCAAAGAUCUCAUUACUAUUGAUAGACGUAGAAAGGUUCACAACCGCUUAAUUUGAUUGUCCUAUUAGAGGAUUGCACUCCCUGCCAUAGUUGUUUCUCACAUCAGGUAGAGACGGAUCAGAUUUGAAAAUGUAUAAAGGAAUGGGGUGUGUAGAGCGCACCCAGUCGCAUUAUGUUCUAAAUCGUGUGUGUGUUGCAUGAGUCUAGGAUGCAAUUUUGUAAAAUAAAACUAAAAUUCAUUUUAA